Messenger RNA from Microbotryum saponariae, 198 nucleotides. The record is from the annotation of a GenBank genome assembly. NCBI's taxonomy places the organism in Eukaryota, Fungi, Basidiomycota, Microbotryomycetes, Microbotryales, Microbotryaceae.
AUGAAGUAUUCGAUCUUCUUCAUCGCGUUCGUCGUCAUGGCCGCGGUCAACGUCUCGGCUCUCCCCGCCGACGCGAUUAAGCCCACUUUGGAAAUCGACGACCUUUCGCAUCACGAGAAGCACGCGUCUCCAGUAGUAUCACACCGACCAGGCUUUGGGAUACCAGACGACCCCCUGGGCCCUUCGACUAGGCCGUAA